Messenger RNA from Beauveria bassiana ARSEF 2860, 3144 nucleotides. Its product is annotated as TBC domain-containing protein. The transcript has a single exon. Lineage: Eukaryota; Fungi; Ascomycota; Sordariomycetes; Hypocreales; Cordycipitaceae. The coding region runs from base 1 to 3144 and encodes 1047 amino acids. The record is from RefSeq and is a predicted model, not a curated record.
AUGGCCGCCAUCGCAACGGACCACCAGGCUUCGCUGGGCCUCGAACGCUCCGUCUCCCAGCGCAGCACCUCGUCUGCCCGCUCUCAUCGCAGCACCCUCCGCUCCAGCAAGUCGCGCCGUCUCAACUCCAACGCCGGCAGCUCCUCCUCCUCCAGCAUUACUCCCAGCGACAAGUCCCUGACCAGCUUCCCCAGCUUUGGUGCCCCCGACAGCUCCAGCAGCGCACGAUACACCCACGAGCGCCUCAAGACGGCCACCCAGGAAUCAGAGGACCGUCGCUUCCGUACCGUAGUCGGCCGGCCCUCCAUCGUCGACAGCUUGACAGACGCCAGCGGCCUCUCGCGCGGUGCCCUCUUUGAGGAUGGCGUUCUCACUAGAUCCGUCCCGGGCGCCCUGCACCAGGCCGAUGACGGCCAUAUCGAGCGCCUAAUUGCCCGACAGGGCGCCGUGUGCUUGGUUAGACAGCUUGCGCAGGAUCUGGCGCAGCGCGAUACCCAGAUCGCCAGUCUGCGACGCCGCGCCGACGACAGGGAACGAGCCCUGCGACGCAUCAUCCGCGAAUGCGGCCUCUCCACCAUGGACCUCGAGGCCCGGCUGCGCAUCGUCGAGGCUGACAUGAAGACCAACGGCUCCCAAGAAAAUGAUUCCAGCCAAGAUGGUGGCUUGAUCGACCUUAUGAGCGACGCCAUGCAAGACACCAUGUCGGACAAUGUAUACGGCGAGACUGAUUCAUUAAACUCGACAGUGCGACUCGGGUCAACGACCACGUCUGGUGGCAGUGCCGGUGCAGGCAAAGGUACCCUCCGUGGUUGGAAAGACAUGUUAUGGGGCUCGGGCACGGCCAAAAAGUCGAGUCGCGGCAGUAGUGUCAACGGCGACGCCGCCACCGCCCUACGAGCUCACUCGAAUCUCGACCGACGGCCGCCCAUACAAGACGACCUCUUUGACCCGCCCGAUACCCGCUCCGUUCAAUCUUCCAGUAGAACAUCCAGCAUAUACUCGGGCGCCAGCGAAAGCCGCAGAGUGCCCGCUUCCCUCGCCAGUCGAGCCCUUCGGCUGGUGGCUGGCGGAGGUCCCACCGAGACAGAGUCUAGAGGACGCGCUGUCAGUACCACGGACAAGGCCUCGCCUGCGCGUGGAAUCUCUACAGCCAGCCACAAGACUGCGCCUGCUUCAAGAUCUGCUUCUGUGGCUGGGCCUAGGGCUCUCAUGGCCAUGAGACGGGCCACACCAGGCUCGCCCGCUGCUCCUGUUAGCUCCAGGGCGCAGGCGCAGGAGCUCUGGGGAGGCAUGGCUGGCAGCCCACCAAAGUCAUCGGCUGCACGCCAGGAAAGCCACGGCCCCGUGGAAAUGGACGCUAUCCUGCCACCGGAGUCACAGCCCCCGACUCUGACGCAUAUAUACAAGAAUCACGGCAACAGCGCACACUUGACGGACCGAUUCGGCUUCAUCUACGAUCAGCGCCGCAAGAAGCGACAGCGUGAGGCGCAGCAAAUGGGUCACAUUCGAAAAGGCAGCCGCGCAGAGAUGCUCAGGAAUGGUCGAAACGGCAUCUCGCCGAAUCUGCUGGACGAUUUGCCGAGCCCCAAGUGGAGCGAGACUGACGGGCGACCUGGCACCCCCGGAAGUAUGGAGGACAAGGUGCAAGACGAGGGCAAGCCGAAGCGAUGGCAAGACUAUCUGAGCAUUGCAACGUUUCCCACAGAACUGCUAAGCCAUACACCGAGCGUAAGUGCUUCAGCGCUAGAGGUCCUCGAGGCCGUAGAAAUGACUCGUGAGUCGGAGCAGCAGGCCAACGAGCCAGCAAAGCCGCCAACGAUCAAGUCCACCGGUGCUGGCCUGGUACCUCCCGCCAGCACAACUACUACUGCCGUCGACAAUGAGACGACGCAGUCUUCUGAACCUGACUCUGCAGCGCCCACCACCGUUCAGGACGACAACGAACCUGUCAAGUUAUUGCUGCAGCAGCUGAGCGAAGUGCACGAUUCACUGCAGCGCGACAAGACGGUGAGAUGGAACGACUUUUUGCGCAAAGUUCGUGCAGAGCGCAAACGUGAGGGCGAAGCGGCUGUUGCUGCGGCAAAUGCGGCCGCCGAAGCGCGUUACGAGAGACCCGCCGUCAUCCUCCCCGAGACGCGCGUCGCCGACGGAGAAAUCAUUGGCAUUUCUGGGCUCGGCAACAAGGGCAAAGUUGGGCGGGCCAAGUGGAACGAAUUCAAGACGCUUGUUCUCGGCGGUAUACCAGUCGCCUAUCGCGCCAAGGUCUGGUCUGAAUGCUCUGGCGCCACGGCGCUGCGGGUGCCUGGCUACUACGACGACAUUGUGGCGCAGAGUCCCGAAUCAGACGAUCCGGUUGUUGUCAGCCAAAUCCAAAUGGAUAUUCAUCGCACGCUCACUGACAAUAUUUUCUUCCGCGAGGGACCUGGCGUGGCAAAGCUUUGCGAGGUGUUGCUGGCGUAUUCGCGACGCAACAAGGACGUGGGCUACUGUCAGGGAAUGAACCUCAUCACCGCCAACCUCCUCCUCAUCACACCGUCUGCGGAAGACGCCUUUUGGAUCCUGGCCUCGAUUGUCGAGAACAUUCUCCCGCACGGCUACUACGAUCACUCUCUGAUUGCGUCGCGCGCCGACCAGCAAGUCUUGCGGCAGUACGUCGCGACGGUUCUGCCCAAGCUGUCGGCACACCUCGACGCGCUGUCGAUUGAGCUCGAGGCGCUGACGUUUCAGUGGUUUCUGUCUGUCUUUACCGACUGCCUGUGCGCCGAGGCGCUCUUUCGCGUGUGGGAUGUGGUGCUCUGCACAAACGACGGCAGCACAUUCUUGUUCCAGGUGGCACUGGCGCUGCUCAAGCUCAACGAGCGCAACCUGCUGCAGCGCGACACGGCGGCUGGCCUCUACACGUACAUUAACCACCACAUGACGGAGCACGCCAUUAGCAUCGACGGGCUCCUGCAGGCGAGCGAGGGCCUGCGGCGCGUGGUGAAGCGCGAGGACGUGGAGGAGAAGCGUACCAAGGCGAUUGAGGCCGAUAGGGAGAUGAUGGCGCAGCGGGCAGACGCAAGGAGAAGAGUGGUGAGUGAUGCCGCAAGUAGUGCGGGCUCGGGAACGUCGCUGACGGUGGAGGAGCCACGGCCGAUGGCGUAG